UUUCAAAGGGACACGUCAACGAUGCACGCCACCUUGACCGUUUGGGCAUCACUUUCAGCUUUCAAUUCAAGCGACCGGAAGAAGAAAAACCAUUUUCUAUUCGCUUUCGCUGGCUCCAUCGAUUUCUAGCCAGGGUUUAAAAUUGAUGGCGGCGUCCGCGGAGAUCAGCGACGGUGAUCACGAUGCGGUGGAGCUGAUCGUGUGCGACGCUUCAGCAUCAGAACUUGCUCCCGAUGAAAUCAGUGGCGAUGGUGCCGUCUUGGCCUCAGAGGAGAUAACUCCUCUUUUGAAGCCUAAGAUCAACAUCUUCUCCGUGUCUCACUCUCGCAGAAAACCUAGAGAGCAAGGGACAAAAAUACCUGAAAUAGAGACAUUUCCGGUAACACAGUUUGUUUUGUGGAUAUGGGGUGGAUCGAGAUACUCUGGUCUAUUGUGUGUGGCCAUAUCAUCAACCAUCUACUUUGUCAUGGAAGUUCUUUCUGAAUUUUUCUCUGCUCAGUCAAUUCCGUUGUUUGAGACUGCAUUUGCAAGAUGUGCAAUAACCCUGAUAUCGUCAUAUCUGUGGCUGAGAGGAAACGGACAGCCAAUAUUUGGACCAGCAUAUGCUAGGAAAUAUUUGUUUUCAAGAGCCUUAACUGGAUGCCUCUCAUUGUUGAGUUUUAUUUAUUGCAUUCGAAGGUUGCCUUUGUCCCAGGCUAUUGUAUUAAGCUUCACAACUCCAAUUAUGGCUUCAAUUGCGGCAAGAAUAAUUUUGCACGAGAAGUUGAAAACUGUCGAUGCUGGAGGUGUUGCGUGCAGUUUCUUUGGCGUGCUCUUCAUUUUUAGACAGAUACUUACUACACAAGGAGCAUUACUUAGAGUUGGGGAAACAAAUUAUAUACCCAUCAUGGGCAGGAACCAUGUAUUAACAGUGCUGGUUGCUUUGUUCUCAUCAAUAACUGGUGGAAUCAGCUACUGCCUUGUAAAGGCAGGUGCAAAGGCAUCUGAUCAACCUUUGGCCACUGUUUUUUCGUUUGGCAUACUGGCUACCCCUGCCACAGGAAUAUGUGCAUUUGCCUUUGAGGAAUUCGUGCUCCCAAAUUUUUACACUUUUUUUCUUAUGCUUAUACUUGGUCUUCUGUCCUUUUCUGCAGAGGUGUUUUUUGCCCGCGGGCUUCAGCUUGAGAAGACCAGCAAAGCUGCAAAUGUCCUGUACAUGGAGGUUGCCUUAUCACAGUUAUGGGGGAUUGUUUCAUGGAGGAUAACUCCAUCUUUUGGUGGAUUGGUUGGAUGUUUGCUUAUCUUAAUUUCAGUGUGUUGUACCAUAUAUAUUGGACCUGAAAAAGAGAUGGAGUGAAAGAUUGAACAUUUCUGUCUUCUGGAAGGUAUGCUCACCAGUUUUGAAAGCUUGGACUUCAAUCUAGUUUUUUUAUUUAUUAUUAUUUUUAUCAUCUUUGCCUCCUUACUUUCUGGCUAUGUUGUAAACAUCUUUUUUUCCGUGCCCAUUGAUAUAUUUAACCUGCAAUUAUAAUUAU
This is a messenger RNA of Populus euphratica (Euphrates poplar), 1514 nucleotides long. Its product is annotated as Nodulin MtN21 /EamA-like transporter family protein. NCBI's taxonomy places the organism in Eukaryota, Viridiplantae, Streptophyta, Magnoliopsida, Malpighiales, Salicaceae. The transcript is spliced from 10 exons. Gene Ontology annotation, cellular component: membrane. The record is from RefSeq and is a predicted model, not a curated record. The coding region runs from base 146 to 1336 and encodes 396 amino acids.